GAUGGAGCCCCUCCCUGAUCCUAAACAUGAUAGAGUUGUAUCAUCAGUGCAGCCGCCUCCAGCUAAACCCCUAGCACUGAAUGUUCUUUACCCCCAAGGACAAGACAGCCCCCCAGACUGGAAAGAGCUGCGGUCGCACCUUCAACGGGAAGGCCGCGUGUUUAAAGAAGAUUGUUUAGAGAUCAUCAGAAAGGUCAACGACAUCACCAGCAACGAGCCAAACCUACUUAGGCUCAGCGACCCCAUCACAGUGGUUGGAGACAUUCACGGGCAGUACUAUGACUUGCUGAAGUUGUUAGAUGUGGGGGGCGACCCCGACACCACUCAGUAUUUAUUUUUGGGGGACUACGUCGACCGAGGCAGUUUUUCGGUCGAAGUUUUGCUGCUUUUGUUUGCUUUGAAGCUUAAUUAUCCUAGCCGAGUUUGGUUGCUUAGAGGGAACCACGAGUGCAGACAAAUGACGUCUUUCUUUAACUUUCGCGAUGAAUGCGAAUCAAAGUACGAUAUGGCUGUCUAUUAUGCAUUCAUGGAGCUGAGUCAAAUAGGAGGCAUCAACCGCUUUCAAGAACCUCCACGUGGGGGUUUAUUCUGCGAUCUUCUUUGGGCUGACCCCUUAGACGAAGCUAGAGAAGACGCAGAGGCGCAGCUCGCUCAGAGCACUGACGGUGGUCAAGAUAAUGCACGCAAACAUCGCGCUGGAACCCCCAUAAGCAGGGAGCGCGCUGAAGCCCUGAGACGCAAAGUGCAGUCUGUGGGGCGGCUGAUGAGGGUUUUCAAAACUAUACGGGAGGAGAACGAACUCAUUGUGCAGCUUAAGGGCUGCACGCCGGGGGAUCGGAUCCCCGUCGGCCUUCUUAUUCAGGGAAGACAAGGCCUCAAGAACGAACUGGAGAAGUUCCAAAAUGCGAAGCAAAUCGAUGCUAUGAACGAACGAAGGCCGGACGGGGCUCCAAAGCGUUAG
Eimeria acervulina is the source of this 961-nucleotide messenger RNA. Its product is annotated as serine/threonine protein phosphatase, putative. Gene Ontology annotation, cellular component: calcineurin complex; cytoplasm. NCBI's taxonomy places the organism in Eukaryota, Apicomplexa, Conoidasida, Eucoccidiorida, Eimeriidae. Gene Ontology annotation, biological process: calcineurin-mediated signaling. Gene Ontology annotation, molecular function: calmodulin-dependent protein phosphatase activity; calmodulin binding. The record is from RefSeq and is a predicted model, not a curated record. The transcript has 9 exons. The annotation marks the transcript as partial.